UAUGAUUCUGAGAAAUGUGACUAAUGAUAUAAGGUCAACAGGAGGAGGUGGAGGAAGAUGUCAAGUAGUCUGCAUUAAAGAUCCGAUCAAUGAUUAGUGUCACCCCAGUUCUUCAUCACAGUUCCUGAACACAGGCCGGCUCCUGUAUUCUAGUUCCAUAAAAUUAAACUCAAUUUCAACCACAGGGUCCUAAAACCAGGAAAUGACACACACACACCUCAGGCAGGCCUCUUUGACAGGAGAGCCUCGAGGUUUUGACAGAUCUACAGACACUGUGGAAAGUUGAGGUUUGCGCGAUGACACAAGCAGGAAGCUACUGUCUCUAGUUAAAUGUCAGGAUGCGCAGGUGCGGGGCUCGCUGGCAGAUACUGACUAAGAUCACCCAGAAACACAGGACCCUGGCCAGCAGGAGCCUUCGCUGUCCUAACAGAGGAGGUAAACACACGACUCCAUGAUGGAACAGGAACAAUGCGUCAUGGUCUUAUAAAGCACAUCUCCAGCACUUCCUACAACAGUCUACCCGACAGUGAAGAAACAACCUGUAACACGACAGACGAGAUCCACCAGCCAUCUGUGAAGUAACGACAACGCCCCCGCCCCCCCAAAAAACGUUCAGGUCUCGCUACGUCGCUGUCCACGACAAUGUCCUCUCCCCCGAAUACCACCAGCUACCUCACCGCCGACCCGAAGCGAUGCGUCGUGAACGACCAGAUGGAGCCGUUUAUCGUCCUCUACAUCCUCAUCUUCCUCGUGAGCCUGGCGGGAAACGCGACGUCGCUGUGGGCGUUCACCUGCGGCUCGUGUUUCCACGGCAGCAAGGAGUGUACAAACGUCUACCUGACCAACCUGCUCGCCUCCGAUCUUAUUCUGACGCUGGCCCUGCCCUUCAAGAUCGCCAAGGAUUUGGGUGUGGCGUCCUGGGAAAUGAUGGUGUUCCACUGCCAGGUCAGCGCGGUGCUCAUCUACAUCAGCUUGUAUGCAUCCAUCUUCUUCCUGGCUUUCAUCAGUGUGGACCGCUACCUGCAGGUGAUCGGCAGCUCGCGCGUGCUGCGUGUGCGUCGCGUGGGCUUCGCUCGGCUGAUGUCGGCGGUGGUGUGGAUGCUGGUCCUCGUCGUCAUGGUUCCCAACAUGCUCCUUCCAAUCCACAGCGUGGCGGAGGAGCGGCACCUCAGCUGCUCCGCCCUGAAGAAGGGCGUGGGUCUUCACUGGCACAGCUUCUCCAUCUUCCUCUCCAUGGCGCUGUUCCUCAACGCGUCCGCCGCCGUGCUCAUCUCUAGCGGGCUCGUCCUGCAAAGGCUGCUGGGAAGCAGGCACAACCCCGACGACCGGGACAGCGCCUGCCAGGCCACAGUCUACAUCGCCGUGGUGACCGUGGCGUACGUGGUUAGCUUUGUACCGUACCACGUGGUGCGCACCCCGUACACCCUCAACCAGGCCCAGGUCCUGGAGCAGGACUGCCCCACCAGGAGACACCUCUUCCUGGCCAAGGAAUCCACCUGGCUGCUGGCGUUGCUGCAUGUGUGCUUUGACCCUGCUCUCUACUACUUCUUCUCUCAGUCCUUCAGAGAGAGAAUCGGGAGAGUGUUUGACAGGAGGACUAGGGCGUCUGUUUCUAUCACCGAACCUGCUGCUGUGAUUCUGCAGUCUUUAACUGCCACAGACUGAACGCAGGCGGGUUCUAACCCACACAGCCAGCAGUUAUGAAUCAGGGUAGGCUAUAUUUUUACUGAAACUAGAUAUGAGAAGAGUCUUGGUGGAUUUAACUAUCAUUUUUAUCUGAACAAAUAGCUUAAUAUGUAUAAAAAUAUUUAAUGUAUUCUGUGUACUACUUGUGUCAUGGAAAAUCUUUAUGAAUGUGGUGUUGUUCACUUUGAUCAAGUCACAAUGAAAUAUAGGCUAUAUUUUAUAUAAAACAAAAACAUAUUUUCAUGUUUGAUAACAAAUAAAUUCUGUUUU
Messenger RNA from Osmerus eperlanus (European smelt), 1956 nucleotides. It is a transcript of the gene gpr171, whose product is annotated as G protein-coupled receptor 171. The coding region runs from base 643 to 1665 and encodes 340 amino acids. The record is from RefSeq and is a predicted model, not a curated record. The transcript has 4 exons. Gene Ontology annotation, biological process: G protein-coupled receptor signaling pathway. Gene Ontology annotation, molecular function: G protein-coupled purinergic nucleotide receptor activity. Lineage: Eukaryota; Metazoa; Chordata; Actinopteri; Osmeriformes; Osmeridae. Gene Ontology annotation, cellular component: membrane.